Molecule: messenger RNA, 1065 nt
Organism: Bipolaris oryzae ATCC 44560
Lineage: Eukaryota; Fungi; Ascomycota; Dothideomycetes; Pleosporales; Pleosporaceae
Exons: 1
Coding region: 1-1065 (354 amino acids)
Source: RefSeq, a predicted model, not a curated record
AUGUCCGGCCCUGCCCCCCCACAUGCGUGGAAGGAUCCAAAAAAGGCGUCGGCAGAGACAUUUCAAACUGAACUUGAGACUGCUGUUAUAUCAGGAAUAGGGUACCGCAUCCGCAGAGACUACAAGAAGAUGUCUGCAGUCCUUAUUCACUCCGAAGACGACACUGGCUGCGAUGACCUCGAGGAACAACUAGCAGAGACCCUCCGAAACUUCUACAGCAUCGAUAAUAUUAAACGCCUUCUGCUCGGGAACGGAAACCCAUAUCUGGCUAUUUCUCGCGUCAUCAAUGAACUGGCAGAUACGGGCUACACAGGCAAGGGCUGUCUUGUUAUCCUUGUUUUUGCUAGCCAAGGACAGGUUCACUCUAAGGCCAAUACGGAUCCGUUCCGAGGACCAGAGGACAGGCUGGUGUUCGGUGCUGAUGGAAACUCCCGCACGAGAGGAUUUGAUUGGAAAACCGCAACCUUUGCCCUCAGCGAGGAAGACUGUGAGAUCCUUCACAUCAUGGACUGCUGCUACGCCGAAGACAUGGAGGCAGAUGCCGAGGUAUUGGCUGCUGCAACGGAAACGAUUAGUGCAGAUGGCAAUAAGUGCUUCGUGAAGGCCCUCAUCACUGCACUCCGUGACUUCGCUCCUGAGCCUUUCAGCAUCUACAGCCUCCACCAAGCGCUCGUGUUAAACCGAACUGAUCUGAACCUCGAAUGCAUUCCCUUCUACCAAAAACGCGAGAACAGAAGUUCGAUCGUCUUAGGGGGAUGGACAGGCCAGGUUCCAGCUCACAAGCCAGAUAGCCCACGCAUCUUACUCACGGUGCAUAUUGAAGAAGAUCUCAAUAUGCGGGAUAUCGAAGACUGGAAGGAAUGGCUCGAAGAUCUUUUACCGCGUUCAGUUAUGAAUAUGGAAAUUAAACUGGAAGGCGUCUGGAAUGCUUGGUCUUCAGUGCUCCUCAUUUCUCUCCCGAUCUCGGUUUGGACCCAGUUGGACCGCUGCAACACGGCGCUCCACUAUGUCGGUCAAGUGACCUCGCAUAAUAGAUUGCUAGAGCAAGUUGCUCCUAAAAAGUAG